AUGGACGAAGAUAAUAGCUGCCCGCAAUGUGGUUCUACGCAGCUCGAAGUCGACGAGGACGACGGCAGGACAUAUUGCGAGAACGGCCAUGACCAGGGCAGGGCGCCAGUGGUUGCUGAAGAUGACCAGGAUUUUGCGAGACAGGGUAAAGUACUGAAGAAGAAGGAGGCCAAAGAGAAGCAAAAAGCCUCUGGAGUGCUGCAUGGAGCCAGAGCAUAUCAGCUGUUUCUUCAGUCAUGGCAACUUAUCCUGCGGAAGCAGUGCUACGCUCUCGUGUACCAGAAAGGCUUGCCGCCGGAACUUUGGACGAUCGUGAGAGAUCUGUGGGUGUUGUGGCUUUCGAAACUCGACCAUCGCCUUCGAGAUGCCACCGAGUCCCAGCCACGCACGGGCACGGGUACAGGCUCAGCAAGUGAGGCGGACCCUGCUACGACCUCUGCCGACGAGACAGACACCGAUCCUGAGACUGAGGAGGGGAGACGAGCUCGCCAGGAGCGCGACUCUACUCGCGUCGGUCCCGCGCUGGUCGAUACCGUCGUCCUCAACUACCUGGGCAUCCUCCUGCUACGGAGGCCGAUCGGGUUGGCGACCUUGUUAAAAUGGAUCCAGCAGGAAGACAUCCCCUUCAUUCGGGCCGUCAGGCAUGUUCCUGCAGAAAUGAAGGACCGUCUACCUGGAGAAUACCGGCUCUCUUUGGACAGCACACGAAUCCUUGAGCCCGACGACCUGCAGGCCGCAGUGUACCGUCGCGCGAAAAUGUACACCAUGUCCUUCGGGAUGACCAUGCCUCCCUUGAAUCACAAACUCCUCUUCCUGGGCUAUGUCCGAUCGCUCGCCCUUCCAAUCGAGGUGUACAGCAUAGCCCAGCGUCUCAACACCAUCAUAAGCUACCCAUUCUGCUAUCCCGAUCCGACGACCUGGCCAUCUACCAGACAUCGGCCCACCACGUACCCCGAGACGCAGAUGAUGUCGCUCAUCGUGGUGGCCACGAAGCUCCUCUUCCCCUUUGACUCGCAAACAGUCAAGCGGUAUCCGAAGGACCCCAACGACCCUACUAGCUUGCGCAUGAACUGGGCAGCGUGGCUGGAUGCCAAACGAAGGUUCGACGACCCCAAGACCGACUCCACCGAUGGCAUACAUGACGGUCCAGCCGGCCUCGAUCCCGGAUCCGAGAUCCACGUCACCGACAGCGACAUACUCAAGAUGACGGACCGCCAACUCGACCAGUACAUGGACUGGUACCAGCGCACCUGGACUGCCAAACCCGACCAGCAGACUUGGUCUCGAAAACACGCACUCGACAAGGAGAUACUGGACCUGUUCCCUCUCCACGACCUCCCGGAGCGGAUCAAGUCACGGGAAGAGCACGAGCGGACAGUUGCAGAGGACCAGGCUCGUGUGACGGCUCGGAUCAAGGAGGUCCAGGCGUCGCUUGCGUCACGCAAAGCCAUUCCUCCGGAGGAAGAGGACGAGCAAGGCAUGGAGGUUCUUCGGCCGGGCACCAUGUAUCCGCAGAUCCGCCAUGUCGAGGAUCUCGACCACGCAGACGGGUGGGUCAAGGUGUUCCACGAGGAAGCGGCGCUGACGGCAUGCACCAGCGUCAAGAGGCUCUUGAGGGCCGUCAACCACUGUGAGGAGACAAUUGAGCAGUGGCUCAGGGCGCGCAGACGGGAAGAGGUGUUUCGGGAUGACAAUGAGAAUGAGGAUGACGGUGAGGAAGAACUAUUGUCUGUUGACCAGCAGGAAGAAGAAGAUCGGCACCUGGCCUCGGAUUUGGAGGAUGCCGCUGGGCCUAGGAUGCCUGUGCUCGCGACAAGUCCGCCUGCAGCUUCUGCUUCAAGGACGCUCGCCAGAGAUCUGAAGGGUCUGGAGAUCGAAUCGUCGCCCAUGCUCAAUGAGUCCUCUUCAAACGAGGGAAUGGGAAUGGGAAUGGGAAUGGGAGUGGGAGUAGACAUGGAGAUGGAGAUGUAG
Capronia epimyces CBS 606.96 is the source of this 1971-nucleotide messenger RNA. RefSeq lists its product as uncharacterized. The transcript is spliced from 4 exons. The coding region runs from base 1 to 1971 and encodes 656 amino acids. The record is from RefSeq and is a predicted model, not a curated record. Gene Ontology annotation, molecular function: RNA polymerase I core promoter sequence-specific DNA binding. Gene Ontology annotation, biological process: nucleolar large rRNA transcription by RNA polymerase I; RNA polymerase I preinitiation complex assembly. Gene Ontology annotation, cellular component: RNA polymerase I core factor complex; RNA polymerase transcription factor SL1 complex. NCBI's taxonomy places the organism in Eukaryota, Fungi, Ascomycota, Eurotiomycetes, Chaetothyriales, Herpotrichiellaceae.